AUGUCUCGGGAUCGGGAUCUUACUUAUCGUAUCAUAACGAGCUAGUAUGGAUAGAAAGACGCAGUAUAAACAUAGAGCACAGAAUGUGUCCAAACUAAGACAGAGACAUAAAGCAGAAGAAUUGGCCCUUCGUAAAGACAGGAAAGAAAAGCUCUUGAGUUCUAAGCGAUUUCGCUUUGUUGGUGGCGAAGAUCUCGCAGAUGAAAUAUUGCAUGAUGAAGUUGUUAAUGCGGCAAAGGGUUUAGAAAAACCAGGAGCCCACAGACAUGAGAAUCUAAAGGCACUUCAACAAGCGUUUUCCCAAGGAACAGCCUUCAUUGACACAUUUUUCAAGGUUGAAAAUGCCUUGAACACACUUAUUGGCAUUUACACUGGAAGUGAUGCUGGCCUACAACUGGAGGCAGCAUGGUGCAUUACUAACAUUUCCGCGGGAACGAGCGAUCAGUCAAUGAUCAUUUGUAAACAAGUGGCCCCUUACCUGGUUACCUACCUGAGCAGUGGAGUUCAUCAGUUACAGGACCAAAGUGCCUGGACACUGGGAAAUUUAGCAGGGGACAGUACUGAGUGCAGACAGAUUUUACAAGCACAAGGAGUUAUCCCCCCUCUUGUACAACUUCUGCAGAGUCCACAUCCCUCAGUGGUUCAGUCAGCAGCGUUUGCUCUAUCAAAUCUGGCAAAAGAAUCCACAGACACCUGCAAAGAGAUGAUCCAGGCCUCUGUGAUUCCUAACCUUCUUUCUCAUUUGUCAUAUUCACAAGAAAAUCUGGAUGUUUUAGCCGAAGUAUCGUGGGUGUUCACUUACCUUGCAACUAGUGGGCUCUUUCUGGAGCAGCUAUCAAGUAAUGGAGUGAUUACCAAGGUUGUUAGUUUGCUUGUGACAUUGUCAGACAUACUGCCCCACAAAGCUCAGGCAGUGACACCUUUACUGCGUUGUCUUGGAAACAUAUGCAGUGGACCAGACCAGUACACAGGAAUGGCAAUGCAGAAUGCAGAGUUGCUACCAUGUCUCUGUAAAUACUUGACCUCUGACCUUCGGCAUGUUCGCAAAGAAACUCUCUGGGUUCUUUCCAACAUGACAGGUGAUCUUGCUGUCUGUAAGGAAGUUACUUUUGGGCCAAUACUUCCACACAUUCUGGAACAGGUGCCUGCAGCAUUUGACAUUAAAACAGAGGCUCUGUAUCUGUUGUGUAACUUAGGUUGUCAUGGUGAGGACAUCUGCAACCAUUUAGUGGACUCUGGACUAUUACAGUGUGUGGCCCCAGCACUGAAGUCUCAUGAUGUGGAAAUCUUAAAUCUGGCACUGGUGCUGUGUGAAAUGACACUGAAAAUGAUCCCAAAGGGAAGAGAAAUUUUUGAGAAGGAAUGUGAAGGGAUGGUUAAACUGGAGGCUUUAGAGUACCACAACAAUGAAUCUAUUAGGACCGGUGCUAACCACAUCCUAGAGAUGUAUUAUGGGGAACAGGUGGAGGAAGUGGACAUGACUUAAGAGAUUCAAUAAGGGUUUUUAUAAAUACUGAAAUAAGAGCUGUAAAUAGAAAUUUUACGUGAUCUGUACAGCGUCAAACACUCAAACACUUAGCUAUUGGAGAGCAGAAAGAGGAAGAUGUGUCGGACAAACGUGCCCAAGGAAGUCUGUUAAGUAUAACUGUACCAGUCGGGAGGUACAGGCCUACUGCCAUAUAGAUAGUGGAAGGUCAAAUUUUAUAAUUUACACAAUUUUUACAAGAUGUAAAUGUAGAGGUUGCUAGCAUAAUAAAAGACUAAAGCUGAAA
Ostrea edulis (European flat oyster) is the source of this 1772-nucleotide messenger RNA. RefSeq lists its product as uncharacterized. Gene Ontology annotation, molecular function: protein binding; nuclear import signal receptor activity. The transcript has 13 exons. Gene Ontology annotation, biological process: protein import into nucleus. Lineage: Eukaryota; Metazoa; Mollusca; Bivalvia; Ostreida; Ostreidae. Bases 47 to 1486 code for a protein of 479 amino acids. Gene Ontology annotation, cellular component: cytoplasm. The record is from RefSeq and is a predicted model, not a curated record.